CUCCAGGGCUGAGGUCACUCUUUGUGUCCGCGGGAGUCUGCACUCGCUCCUUUCAGCCUUGGCAAGAAAAAGCAGGAAUUCUAAAAAGCAGCAGUGAUCACUCCUGGCUCCUUUGUAGAGCCCAGUAAAUAAUUCAUCUGGAUUUGAGGGGUCUGACACUGAGAAUGCAUAUUGAACCUCACGGUCACAGGCAAACUCCACGUGCAGAACUUGAAUACAGCGGGAAGGAGAAAUGGGCCUUUGAAAUCAGAGACGACUUUGAGUGACCUGAGAACACAGGUAGAAGCACUGGAGACGGAUGGACAGCAGCCAGACAGAGUAUUUUUAAGGCACGUAAAGGUCAUUCCUGAGGUUUCCACAUAUACACAUCCGUCCCGGUUGACAGCUGGGAUCUGGGAAAAAACAGCUCUGGACUUGGAAACCACUAGGCGAGGUCCUAGCGAGGGCCCUUCCCAAGUCCCUCCUGCUGCACUCGAUACCUGAAUUCAACAAAGAAAAUUGUGUCUGCCAGGCUCACUGGCUGAAGUCACAAGAUUCCGAGUAUCAUGCAGCACUCCGGAAUUCCUGCAAAAACUCGUCAGAAGGGGUCCACUGGCCGCCACACGGAAACGGCUGUGCCCCGGACUUUUCAGAUCAAAACAUUUAGCACCGAGUUGAAAAACCAUGUGAUGGUCAUGGAUUUCGUGAAGAGUAACUGCUUCCCCUCCCAGAGAAGAGCCAAAGUCUGCAUCAUCCGUGUGUAUCAAGGCCUGAAGACAGCUGAGCAGACAGCUAGCCGCUAUGAGAUCCACAGUCGGCUCUUCUCGUCCCCCAAAGAUCAUUCUGCUUGGGAAAGAAAUGAAGGUCUUUCAAACGCAGGAUUACGGGACAAGCAGUACUAUACAAACAAUCAGAUUGCCCUUAAAAAUCUUCAGUCUGAUGUUACAGAGAAGAAAUCUGACUUCACCGAGGGGACUCUGGCAUCGCAAAACACAGAAAUGAUCUCCUCCCUAGACAUCUCACAGCUGAUUGAUGAGAGUAAAUCAAAGGUGGACCGGGCCGCGCUGCUCGUGCCCUGCACCCCGGCUCUGCACGCGCAUCCGGCCCGGCCGUCGCGGGGGAGCCGCCCCGGGGUCUGCAUCGGCCGCGCGUUCGGCCUCCUCCCGGGCGGGCUGGGCACGCCGACGCCGGCCGCGGGGCCAGGACCGGACACGGAGCCGCCGCGCAGCCCGAAGCCGGGCAGCGGCCCCCAGAGGGGCUUCGCGUCCAUCACCAUCACCGCCAGGCGCGUGGGCGCCCCGGCCAGCCCCGCGGCGUGGGCGGCCGUGCGGGACCCGCGGUGCCCCGAGUGCCGGGCCCAGGGCGCUCCGCGUCGGCACCAGGGACCGUUCGCCUGCGCGGAUUUCUCCAGAAACGGCUCAGUGAUGAGGCUGAGGGUGCCCGAGACGGACCCCCGGCUGUGCGGGGGUCCCCAGUACUGGAUCGCCGAUGUGGACAGCCGGGAGAGCAGCUUUCCUCCGGGCGCCGCGCGGUCGGGAGAGGGGCCGCUGGUGUUCAGCUCCUGCGUCCAGGUCAGGGUGACCCAGCCGUGCCCGAAUUCCACUUACUAUCUAGACCGGUCCCUCUCCGUCCCCGUGGAGCAGCCCCAGCUUGCGGGCCCCAAAAUGCACAGGUCGGUCCUGUCGCUCAACCUCAAGUGCAGUUCACACGGACCGACAGCAGAUGGCGCAGGCGGCCCGGCUAACGCGGGGCCCCGGAGCGGCGCCGGGGAGCCCGCAAUCCCGGAGGGAAACCAGAGCCCUCUAGGCCCCCGCUGGAACCCAGGUCUGCAAGGAAGCUUCUUGCAGGAAAUCCCGUCCUUGGAGCAGGUGCAUCUGGGGCCCCGCACCUGUCCUUGGAGGGGCUCACGUCUGUUGGAAAAGCAAGGAUUCUCAAGUGCGGCCGUUCACCAGGUCACUGGAAGAAAAGGGAGAGAAGACUACAGGACCACGACCGGUGGUGGGGGCGGCAGCCAACUGUCCAUCCACAUUCCCGGCUGGAGUUACACAGCAGUAGAAGCAAAAGUAUUUUCUGGAAGCAGUGAGAAGCAACAAGGAGAAGCACGUGGGACUUUGUCUGCUCCCCCAGUGGAACAGAAGCUGAUUAAAGAGGUCCUUCCCGAUGGGUAUAGCUCUCCAAGCAACAGCUGUCAGUCUAGCAACUUCUCUGAGCCCUCAGAGAGUCAACAGCAAAGCUUCCUGAAGUCUGGAAUCACUUUAUCUGGGUUUCUUUGCCCCUUACAAGAUUUAUGCACAUCUCCACAGGAAGACAGUGAUGUUCAGAUAGAAAGAGAGAUCCCCACAGGGGACUACCAGGGCUGUGACUUGGUUGUAAAAAUAAAGGAAUGCAGGAAGAGUGAGGAGCCCGAGCCAGCGGCCCCCAAGCCAGCACCCCCCAAACCAGUGCCCCCGGAGCCGACGCCCCCUGAGCCACCAGAGACCCCCGGCCUGUCCGAAGACUGUUCCGAGGGUCCACGAACACCUGCAGGCUCCUUGACCUUGCAGGAAGCGCUGGAAGUCCGGAGACCCCAGUUCAUUUCUCGUUCCCAAGAACGGCUGAAGAAGCUGGAACACAUGGUGCAGCAGAGAAAAGCCCAGCGGAAGGAGAGCCUGGGGCAGAAGCAGAGUCUCUUUCCUGUCCGUGCCAACAAGAAGCAGUUCACCGUUCCCCACCCUCUUAGUGAUAACUUGUUCAAACCCAAAGAAAGAUACAUUUCAGAGAAGGAGAUGCACAUGCGAUCUAAAAGAAUCUAUAAUAACUUGCCGGAAGUGAAAAAGAAAAAAGAAGAACAAAAGAAAAGAGUGAUCUUACAGAGCAACAGACUCCGCGCUGAAGUCUUCAAAAAGCAAUUACUGGACCAGCUCCUUCAAAGGAACGCUGUCUAACCACAGGCUGCGCGGCUGACCCACUCCUGGGACCUGAGAUGGCUUCAAACGCUGGGUUCACCAUUAAACUUACCGCUAUCUUCAUGAUAUGAAA
Molecule: messenger RNA, 2997 nt
Organism: Mustela lutreola (European mink)
Lineage: Eukaryota; Metazoa; Chordata; Mammalia; Carnivora; Mustelidae
Gene: C4H10orf90
Product: chromosome 4 C10orf90 homolog
Exons: 10
Coding region: 546-2903 (785 amino acids)
Biological process (GO): regulation of centriole replication
Cellular component (GO): centriole; cytosol; centrosome
Source: RefSeq, a predicted model, not a curated record